Molecule: messenger RNA, 3065 nt
Organism: Punica granatum (pomegranate)
Lineage: Eukaryota; Viridiplantae; Streptophyta; Magnoliopsida; Myrtales; Lythraceae
Source: RefSeq, a predicted model, not a curated record
UUCUUGCGUAAUUUUUUUUACCUUAGAUGUGAUCAUUAUAGGUUUAUUCUUGCUGGUCAGAAUGAGUGUUUGUUUUAAUUUGAAACCGAUUUGUACUUUGGACUUGUGUUUUCAGUGUGAUUCUGAGCUCCGUUAGUUUUGAUCUCUCAAGUUUGACAGUGGAUUUACACUGAGCACUACUUGCCACACAAAAUCUCGUAGAUAACGCUCGUAAUGCCCUGCCAUUACCACCACAUUAAUUACUAAGCCUUUUCUCCUUCCUUAGUCUCUCCCCCCCUUUCUCUGACAAUUAAGCAAGUGCGCAUAUAAACAGACCGACCGUAGUGUUCUUCCAAAUAUGUUCCAACCAAGCAUGUUCGACAACCACCACCACUUGCUGGACAUGAUCGCAAAACCCCCCUCGGAGGGUGAAAUGGGAAGCUUGAGAGAUGAUGAUUUCGAGAACAAAUCGGGGACUGAAAAUAUGGAGUUCCCCUCCGGGGAGGAUCCUGACCCGAACCAGCGUCCCAAGAAGAAGCGGUACCAUCGCCACACCCAGCACCAAAUCCAAGAGCUGGAAGCGUUUUUCAAGGAGUGUCCACAUCCCGAUGACAAACAAAGGAAGGAGCUGAGUAGAGAACUAGGAUUAGAGCCUUUACAAGUUAAAUUUUGGUUCCAAAAUAAGCGUACCCAAAUGAAGGCCCAACAUGAGCGCCAAGAGAAUUCGGUAUUAAAAGCUGAAAAUGAAAAGCUCCAAGUGGAGAACUCAAGGUACCGGGAAGCCCUAGCCAAUGCAACAUGCCCCAACUGUGGUGGUCCAGCAGCUCUCGGUGAAAUGUCAUUUGAUGAGCAGCACUUGAGGAUAGAAAAUGCCCGUUUACGAGAAGAGAUUGACCGGAUCUCAGGCAUCGCAGCGAAGUAUGUAGGCAAGCCAUUGACUUCUUACUCUCAACUUUCUCCACACAUGGCUGGGCCUGGCCAUUCUUUCGACCAUGGAAUUGGGAGUUUUGGGCCUCAGUCGGGACUUGUUGGGGAAAUGUAUGGAGGAGGUGAUCUCCUGCGGUCAAUCUCGCUUCCCACAGAAGCCAACAAGCCUAUGAUUGUAGAACUUGCUGUAGCUGCGAUGGAGGAGCUCAUAAGGAUAGCACAAGCAGGAGAGCCCUUAUGGAUCCCUGGCGAUCACUACACCGAGGUACUGAAUGAGGACGAGUAUUUGAGGACCUUCCCUAGGGGUAUUGGACCGAAGCCCUUGGAAUUGAGGUCGGAAGCUUCGAGGGACUCUGCUGUGGUUAUCAUGAACCAUAUUAGCCUGGUUGAGACACUCAUGGAUGUGAACCAAUGGUCGAGGGUGUUUUGCGGUAUAGUUUCAAGAGCAAUGACCAUACAGGUCUUGUCAACUGGAGUAGCUGGAAACUACAAUGGAGCUCUGCAAGUGAUGACUGCGGAGUUCCAGGUCCCCUCACCACUUGUCCCAACUCGAGAAAAUUAUUUCGUGCGCUACUGUAAGCAGCAUGCGGAUGGGAUGUGGGCAGUGGUUGAUGUAUCAUUAGAUAGCCUACACCCAGGGGCAGUACCUAGGAGCCGAAGAAGGCCAUCGGGUUGUUUAAUUCAGGAAUUGCCCAAUGGCUACUCCAAGGUUAUAUGGGUCGAGCAUGUUGAAGUAGAUGAUAGAGCAGUCCAUAACAUAUAUAGGCAGCUGGUAGAUAGUACUAUAGCUUUUGGAGCAAAGCGUUGGGUCUCGACCUUGGACCGACAGUGUGAACGCCUCGCAAGCUCUAUGGCCAACAACAUCCCUGCGGGAGACUUAUGUGUGAUCACAACCCCGGAGGGAAGGAAAAGCAUGCUGAAAUUGGCAGAGAGGAUGGUGAUGAGCUUUUCGAGUGGAGUUGGUGCCUCAAUGGCACAUGUUUGGACAACAUUAUCAGCGACAGGCUCAGAUGAUGUUAGGGUUAUGACUAGGAAGAGUGCUGAUGAUCCAGGUAGGCCUCCUGGGAUCGUCCUCAGCGCUGCAACCUCAUUCUGGCUGCCUGUCCCCCCAAAACGAGUUUUCGAUUUUCUGCGGGACGAGAAUUCCCGGAGCGAGUGGGAUAUCCUCUCGAAUGGGGGUGAGGUGCAAGAGAUGGCACACAUAGCUAAUGGCCGAGAUCCGGGUAACUGUGUCUCGUUACUUCGCGUGAAUAGCCCAAACUCGAGCCAGAGCAACAUGCUCAUACUUCAGGAGAGCUGCACGGACUCGACUGGGUCCUAUGUAAUCUAUGCUCCCGUGGAUAUUGUAUCCAUGAAUGUGGUCUUAAGUGGCGGGGAUCCAGACUAUGUGGCUCUCCUUCCAUCCGGCUUUGCUAUUCUUCCUGAUGGGCCCAGCCUCAGCAAUGGUGGCAGUGGAGGAAUCCUCGAGGUUGGAUCAGGAGGUUCACUCUUGACGGUUGCGUUCCAGAUACUGGUCGACUCGGCGCCAAAUGCGAAGCUGUCUCUCGGAUCAGUUGCAACAGUGAAUAGUUUGAUCAAGUGCACAGUUGAACGGAUUAAGGCUGCAGUGACCUGUGAUCACAACCCAUGAAGAUACUUGACCAGGAAGCUAACAUGUGGGUGACAUCAUGCGAAGAAAGAAACCCAUUCUAAUGGAGUAGGAAAGCUAGCGAUUAAGGAAAUUGGGCUAGUCUCUAAGUAAAAUCUUGGGAAGGAUGAUGAAGGGGAUAAGUUGAGAAGAAGAAAGGGAGUCAAGAACGAACCUUUUAACGACCUUUGCUUUAUGGUACGUUUAGUAGUGAGAGAUAGAAGGAUUUUGUUUAUCAGUGUAAGAUGAAGAGCAAGCCUGCCAUAUUUCAAGGGUCGACAGAGGUUCGGGAAUUGACUUCGCCUGAUGAAUUGCAAAGAAACCCUAGAAAGAUCGAUCUUGUUUGUAGUCUUUAAUUGGCCUUCCUUUUCUUUUGGCUAUUGUUUUUGCUUUAUGUGGAGAAGUAAUUGACUAGCCUGUCUAUGUUUGUCUGUGUUCGUUUCUUUGCAUGCUAACUAUGAUUUUUGACUUCCGUUUGCUGUGGAAUGGAACUUCAUGUUGCUCAGUCUGGUAAGGUUGGCUCGAUUGGUUA